This is a messenger RNA of Phytophthora megakarya, 1014 nucleotides long. The record is from the annotation of a GenBank genome assembly. NCBI's taxonomy places the organism in Eukaryota, Oomycota, Peronosporomycetes, Peronosporales, Peronosporaceae.
AUGGGACCUCUCGAGUUCCAGACGGAAAGAUGGCGACGAAUCCGGGUCCAUCAAGACGAAAAUGAAUACCUUUCGGAACUAAAGAGGUUUUUGAAAGGUCAUUUCGAUCGUUUCUCGCCGAGAUGUAUCCGGAAGACAGCAAAACAUGCGGAACUUUUCGUGUUGGAUGCUAGAGAUAUUCUCUAUCGACUGGUGCAGUCACCCAAAGAACGACCUCGGGACAUGGAAUCGGAGCUACGAAUAGUCGUACCGACUUCGCUUCGAGAAGACCUACUACACUUUGCACACGAAGAUUAUCAGGGCGGACAUCAGGGCAUCAAAAGGACCCACGAGAAACUCCGGACGGAGAUUUACUGCCCCGGUAUGUAUGCCGACGUUGGACGCUAUGUGAAAGAAUGUGUAGACUGUGCAAGUGGAAAGGGACGUCCUCCGAAUCCUGGUCCUCCGCCCGGAAGCAUGGAGCCAACUUAUCCUUUCGAAGUUCUUUCGAUGGAUUUCGUGACUCAUCUUUUAAAGUCCGAGCGAGGAAAUACCUUUUUACUUCUCUUCCAAGACAUACCGAUGAGUUCGACUACGGCACAAGAAGUGGCGGAAGUGUACGAAGAAGAAAUUUUUCGAUGGUUCGGAGCGAGCACUCUUCUGAGACACGACCAGGAUCCGAGAUUCAUAUCCAAAGUGUUCACUCGUUUCAGAGAGCUGCUGGGGAGCCGACAACGUGCAACGUUGAGCUGUCGACCCCAAGCAAAUGGUCAGCAGGAGAGAUCCGUCCAGACGGUGAUACGUUCCGUCCGGGCAUACGUUGCUGAAGCGGAUCAAAAUGAUUGGGAUGACCACGCCAAGAGAUUGAUGUUCGCGUUGAACACGUCGUUUGACAAUACUCGACUGGACCCUUCUUUCUAUCUAGUACAUGGCUGGGACGCAAAGAAUACGAUUUCGGCCAUGUUGGGUCCGAAACCGACCAACCUCUCCGAACGGACAGAAUUCAAGUGGCGUCGAAAACUUCAAAGGGAUUAA